AAAAGUUUACACUUCAAGCAAACUUCGACAUAGUAAAUGACUGAUGUCAGUAGCAUUGUUAAAGUGCUCUCCUCCUCGAUUCUCAUCAGAGCAAAGGAGGUUGGUAGGCUGCGCGCGAGCCAUUUUUAACAGAAAAAAAGUGUUCUCAGUGAAAAAAAGAUGUCUGAUUCUGCAGUUGCAACGUCCGCUUCCCCAGUGGCUGCCCCACCAGCGACAGUUGAGAAGAAAGUGGUCCAAAAAAAGGCAUCUGGAUCUGCUGGCACAAAGGCAAAGAAAGCCUCUGCGACGCCGUCACAUCCGCCAACUCAGCAAAUGGUGGACGCUUCCAUUAAAAAUUUAAAGGAACAUGGCGGUUCAUCACUUCUGGCAAUCAAAAAAUAUAUCACUGCCACUUAUAAAUGCGACGCCCAAAAGUUAGCGCCAUUCAUCAAGAAGUACUUAAAAUCGGCCGUGGUCAAUGGAAAGCUUAUUCAAACUAAGGGAAAGGGUGCAUCUGGAUCUUUCAAACUGUCGGCCUCUGCCAAGAAGGAAAAGGAUCCGAAGGCAAAGUCGAAGGUUUUGUCUGCUGAGAAAAAAGUUCAAAGCAAGAAGGUAGCCUCUAAGAAGAUUGGUGUCUCCUCCAAAAAAACUGCCGUUGGGGCUGCUGACAAAAAGCCCAAAGCUAAGAAGGCUGUGGCUACCAAAAAGACUGCCGAAAAUAAGAAAACUGAGAAGGCAAAAGCCAAGGAUGCCAAGAAAACUGGAAUCAUAAAGUCGAAGCCCGCCGCAACAAAGGCGAAAGUGACUGCAGCGAAGCCAAAGGCUGUAGUAGCGAAAGCGUCAAAGGCAAAGCCAGCGGUGUCUGCAAAACCCAAAAAGACGGUGAAGAAAGCAUCGGUUUCUGCUACCGCCAAGAAGCCGAAAGCGAAGACUACGGCUGCCAAAAAGUAAAUUGUGAAAAAGUGCAGUAUUUGGUACAUGUUCGCAAUUAAAAUUUUAGAUUUAUGAUUUAUAGAUCUGAAAUUUGUUUAAACAAGUCCUUUU
Messenger RNA from Drosophila melanogaster (fruit fly), 1023 nucleotides. RefSeq names its product histone H1. Gene Ontology annotation, molecular function: DNA binding; structural constituent of chromatin. Gene Ontology annotation, biological process: nucleosome assembly. Gene Ontology annotation, cellular component: nucleus; chromosome; nucleosome. Bases 160 to 930 code for a protein of 256 amino acids. The record is from RefSeq and is marked reviewed. The transcript has a single exon. NCBI's taxonomy places the organism in Eukaryota, Metazoa, Arthropoda, Insecta, Diptera, Drosophilidae.